Molecule: messenger RNA, 2464 nt
Organism: Ostrinia furnacalis (Asian corn borer)
Lineage: Eukaryota; Metazoa; Arthropoda; Insecta; Lepidoptera; Crambidae
Gene: RSG7
Product: regulator of G-protein signaling 7
Exons: 16
Coding region: 572-2269 (565 amino acids)
Biological process (GO): positive regulation of GTPase activity; G protein-coupled receptor signaling pathway; intracellular signal transduction
Cellular component (GO): neuron projection; cytoplasm
Molecular function (GO): GTPase activator activity
Source: RefSeq, a predicted model, not a curated record
CAUUUGGAUCUAUUCGCUUUGAUACAAAAAAUAAAAUAUCUCUAAAAUGGGGCGAUUUUAUCGUAAUACUGUGCUAAAGUUAUGAGUAAAACACAAUAAAAAAUAGCAGUUCUUUAAUUCCGUUGCAUUAAUGUGGAUUCUGUGACGUUAUUUGCCAAAAACGGCGAGAAAAAUACAUAUUUCUACGCGACUACGUUUUCUCACAUUUAACGUUGAAAUGUUAUGAUAAAAACAAUGUUUCAUUCAUAAAAAGUGAUUUAAUUCCAAAGUGAAUCUCUUGACUGUGUCCAUUACGUGUUUACUGUGUUAAAUAACUGUAUAUUUGUGUGUAAAAUGCGUACGUAGAUCGACUGCCAGACAUGGUUAUCGCAGACCUAUUUAUAUCGUAAAUAUUUAUAUUCCGCGGUGGUACUGUGGCUUUUAAUGAGUUAUAAGUGGUGCACAUAAAGCUGUAAUGUAGUUUUAGUGUGUUUAUUUAGUGGUGAUCUUAAGAGGAUCUUAUAUGGCGGUCAAUUUUUGAUUGGACUGUGAACUUUGGUUUUCAAGUAUCGCGGGUGGAUCCUAUGUUAAAAUGGUUACGAUGAACUCUUCAGAAAAGGCUGCUCAGAAGGCCUGUCAGCAAGGACCAUCCAGGGACAACUCUAAGUAUGUAAAAGAAGAGAAAGACAAAGACAAAAAGGACACAAAAGAUGGCGCAAUCUCCAACCUGCCGCCAAACGUGCAGGCUCUUAUGUCCACCAUACCCUCGCCGGAGGAAUCGCCCAACUACCUCAUUUACAAGAAGAUGGAAGCCAUCAUCGAGAAGAUGCAAGAUGAGAACACGGGGGUUCCCGUGAAGACGGUCAAAAGCUUCAUGUCUAAAAUACCAUCGGUGUUCACCGGCGCGGACCUGGUCGCGUGGCUGUCCCGCUCACUGCGCUUACAAGAUACCUGGGAAGCGUUGCACCUGGCACACCUGUUAGCAGCGCACGGAUACCUGUUCCCGAUCGACGACCACAACCUGACCGUGAAGAACGAUAGCACGCACUACAGAUUCCAAACACCAUACUUCUGGCCGUCAAACCAAUGGGAACCAGAGAACACUGAUUAUGCUGUGUACUUGUGCAAGCGUACGAUGCAGAACAAAGCCCGCUUAGAACUUGCCGACUACGAAGCGGAGUCACUAGCGCGCCUUCAGAAGAUGUUCAGUCGCAAGUGGGAGUUCAUAUUCAUGCAGGCUGAAGCUCAAAGCAAGGUGGACAAGAAGCGGGAUAAACUGGAGAGAAAAGUUCUGGACAGCCAGGAGAGAGCCUUCUGGGACGUGCACCGACCUAUGCCCGGCUGCGUUAAUACAACUGAGCUGGAUCCACGUAAACUGUCUCGCAUCAACGCUCUGAAAGCUAAGCGGCUGCGGCAGGCACAAGAACUCAUCCUGCAACAUAACCUUAAGAACAAUCCAAUCGUGACAAUAACCAAUGCUCAAGAAAGCGAAGAACAGAUACAGAAAAAGAACGAAAAUAAUUCAGUCAAAGAAAAUGGAGAGACAUCCCAGCCAGACGCAUCCGCAGCGCCCGAAGCGGAAGCGAAGCAGAAGGGAAGCAUCGAGCAGCAGAUCGAAGCGGCGCGCAGGCAAAUCGCCGUGCUCAAAGCGCGCAUCGAGAGACGAAACGUACGCGUCAGCAAGGUGGCUGAGAUGUUUAUAUCCUACUGCGAGCAGUAUGCCGAAUACGACGCGUUCCUGACACCGCCCGAGUGGCCCAACCCGUGGGUAUCUGAUACAACAGAGCUUUGGGACCAGGAGAAACAGUGCAAAGACCCGUUGCCGCUUCGUCGCGUGCGACGCUGGGCUUUCAGCCUGCGCGAGCUGUUGCAAGACCCGGCUGGAAGGGAGCACUUCGCCAAGUUCCUGUCCAAGGAGUUUAGCGGGGAGAACCUUAAAUUCUGGCUGGCCGUGCAGGAGUUGAAAGCGCUUCCCAUCCGUCGCGUCGCGGCGCGCGCGCGCGAGAUAUGGAAGGAGUUCCUGGCUUCAGACGCGCCGUCGCCCGUCAACAUCGACGCCGCUAGCAGAGAGCUGACCCGCACCAAAGUCGAAUCUGGGACCGCGGAUAGAUACUGCUUCGACCAAGCGCAGGCACACGUAUGGCACCUGAUGAAGUCCGACAGCUACUCGCGUUACCUUCGCUCGGAAAUGUACAAGGAGUACCUCAACGGCUCCAAGAAAAAGACAUCUGUCAAAGGCAUACGAUCAAUCGUCUCGUUCACCGCUAGAAAAGAAACGUCUAGCAACUAAAGAACAACAGGUAAACGGAAGACAGAAGAACAGAAAGAAGUAAGGCAAGCUAACGCCCUAAUAUACCAAAGAACGUGACCGCGUGAAGAGUACCGGUAAAUCUGGAUACCGGUACGAAACCGGUUUGGCUAUAUAACGGUAUUAUUUAACUGAUUUCAGUUGAAAUCUUGAUACCGGUACGUAACCGGUUUGAUU